AUGCCUGAAGCGGCGGUGCCCAUGACGACUACUGUCGUAGCCGCGUGCUCGACCUCGACACUGUCUCCCGGAGUGGGUGGGCAGGGCGACAGCGAUAGCGAGGUGGAGGAGAUGACAACCCUCACGGUCCCGUGUACCCAGUCCAUUUCGACCUUGGAGGACGCUGUCUCGAGCUGGUCUGCGUCUGCGUCUGCGUCUUCUUCUUCUGUUUCUGUCUCUGCACAGAUCGGCGCGGGUGCACACGCAUAUGCAGAAGCUACAGCCACAGCCAUAGCUACUGCCAACGCUGACACUAAUGCGCACCCGCACAGCUAUGUCCCGUAUAGCUUCCCCAUUUCGUUUCCCAUGGCCACGACCACGACCACGACCACGACCACAACCACAACCCCGGUCGCCGAGACGGACAUCGUGACCGAGAACCUCGUCCUCGCCACCACCGCAAAGUUCAAUUUCUCCCUGCCUCUGAAGAACGUCACCGUGAGUCCGGUCCCUUUACCUUUGCCGGUGCCAUUGCCAGCGCCGUCGGCAGCUGCGUCGAACGUGUCGAGUGUAUCUGGGGCGGCGGUGGAAGUUCAUCGGCCUUCUUCUUCUUCUUCUUCUUCUUCCUCCUACUCCUCUUCUCUUUCGCCGAGAAGAUGGUCUAGGACGUGCUCAUUGGUUCUGUUCUCCGUCAUCGCCAUCACUAUCACCACCGGGUGA
Molecule: messenger RNA, 699 nt
Organism: Fonsecaea pedrosoi CBS 271.37
Lineage: Eukaryota; Fungi; Ascomycota; Eurotiomycetes; Chaetothyriales; Herpotrichiellaceae
Exons: 1
Coding region: 1-699 (232 amino acids)
Source: RefSeq, a predicted model, not a curated record